ACACAGUGGGUCAAAGUUGAAUCGCCCCAGCUGUUUGUACACACUCAGCACACAGGGGAUCCCAAGGCCUCUCGAAAUGGCGUGUUCACAAAACAUGCCCUGCUGUAUUCCGGUCCGGUAUGCUUUGGCUGUCCUUCUUAUGGGAGUUAUAAUCCAUUUCUUCACCCUGCGUUCGAACUUCAGUAUUAUUGUGGUAGCUAUGGUGGAGCAUGCUCCGCAUAAUAAAGGCAACACUUCCAUGGAGGGCGAGUGUUUUGUAAACACGAGUCAAGAUAAAUUGAUGGACUUCAAUCUGCACAAUGAAACGGGGAUGUUUUGGCCUGCGAACAACACAGAGCAUAACAAGCAGGACAAGUUUUCCUGGGACCCCAUUACGCAGGGCCGUAUCAUAGGUGCUUACGCGUACGGUCACGUGUUCAGUCAGGUUCCUGGAGGGUUCCUGGAGGCCAGGUUUGGCGGGAAGAGGGUUGUCGGUGUGAGCAUGCUGCUGGCCUCCGCUCUGACACUGCUGACGCCCACGGCGGCUUUUGCCGGAGAAUGGUGGCUGUUUGUUGUCCGGGUUGUUGUCGGCGUUGUGCAGGGAGUUAUUUACCCAAGUACGUUUGGCAUCCUGUCUAAAUGGGCCCCGCCAUCGGAAAGAGGUCGUCUUCUUACAAUCGUCUGUGUCGGUGAGACCUUUGGCGUCUUUGUGGGUUUUUCAUUGACAGCCCAUCUCAUUACACAGUUUGGUUGGGCAGUCACCCUGUACAUUACGGGUGUAUCUGGCCUGGCGUUCUGUUGCAUCUGGUUUCUCCUGGCUUAUGACUCACCCGCCGUUCAUCCCAGAAUAAGUGAUGCCGAGAGGAAAUACAUCGAGUCUAAUUUAGAGAGAACGAAAAAGGGGAGGAAAAUCCCGUGGUUGAAACUGUUCACAUCGCCACACCUGUGGGUGCUGAUCUAUAUUCAUUGUACGGAUGGAUGGGGAUUUUUCAUGAUGCUUACCUGUCUACCUCUAUACAUGGGCACAAUACUCAACUUCAACAUCGAUACGAAUGGAGCUCUGUCUACCAUGCCCUAUCUAACUCUCAUGGCGUCAAGAAUCCUGUCUAGUCUCAUCGUGGAUCCUGUUAUCAAGAGGUCAAGUUUUAAAAAGGUCAACAUAAGAAAGACAUGCAUAUUAGCUUUGACUGGUGUUGCUGCCUGCCUUGUUGCUGUCGGUCACGUGAGGUGUGAUUCCACAGCGGCUAUCGCCAUCUUGUGUCUAGCCACCAUCAUGCAAGGCGUACUGAUCCCGGGGUUCUAUCCGGUCUUCACAGAACUCACGCUGGGCUUCUCUGGCGUGGCUUUUGGCAUCAGUAAUGCCGUGGCAAACUGUGCUGGAUUCAUCGUGCCACUUAUGGUGGGGAUUCUCACAGACGAGAACCAAACAGUAGAAGCCUGGCAGAAAGUUUUCUACAUCGGAGCCGCCAUUUCCGUUUCCGGAUCCGUCAUGGCUUUGGCGUUCCUCCGGACUGAUCCGGUUUCCUGGGCACAGGACCCGGAUGAAGACAAACUGGCCCAGCCAAUAGGAGACAAGUUGAUCAGUGACGUCAAUGAUGACGAAAGAGACAAUUGGGCAAUACUCGUCUACGAGACAACAGUGUAAUAGAUAUUACAUUUGUUCUCAUUGGUGCGUUUUUUUUUAAAUAUUACUGCCCUAUUUACAUCUCAGCGAAUCAGAGCUCAGACAUUUUCGUACACUUUUUUUGGUGUACGAACAAUAAUUGAACAUUAUGAGGAAUUUUAACACAUCAUCUUGAGCUACGAUUCACUGAAAUGAAAAUGUUUUGAUACAAUUGUUUCUAUGAAACUCUUGAUAUCUAGUUUAUGAAAAAUCACAUUCAUGUGAGUUUGAUUUUAGAAACUCAAAACAAAAUUCAAUCACAGUCAAUCAAUAUGCACCGCGCAGUAAUAUUACUGGCAUCUGUUUAACAGUUCAACGUUUUAUAUUAAAACGAAAUAAAAUCAUAAUGCUUUGCAUUUAGCCUUAAGCAACACAGACAAGUUUACUCGUAGACGUACAUGCAAAGUCUUUAUUACAAUUAAGACCAUAACUUUAACUGUUGACGUCCUGAGUAUCAUGGUAUAC
This is a messenger RNA of Branchiostoma belcheri (Belcher's lancelet), 2107 nucleotides long. Its product is annotated as sialin-like. Bases 77 to 1624 code for a protein of 515 amino acids. Lineage: Eukaryota; Metazoa; Chordata; Leptocardii; Amphioxiformes; Branchiostomatidae. The transcript has 10 exons. The record is from RefSeq and is a predicted model, not a curated record. Gene Ontology annotation, biological process: transmembrane transport; monoatomic anion transport. Gene Ontology annotation, molecular function: transmembrane transporter activity.